Molecule: messenger RNA, 4503 nt
Organism: Synchiropus splendidus (mandarinfish)
Lineage: Eukaryota; Metazoa; Chordata; Actinopteri; Syngnathiformes; Callionymidae
Gene: bag6
Product: BCL2 associated athanogene 6
Exons: 26
Coding region: 455-4108 (1217 amino acids)
Cellular component (GO): BAT3 complex
Molecular function (GO): misfolded protein binding; polyubiquitin modification-dependent protein binding
Source: RefSeq, a predicted model, not a curated record
UGAUCCAUGCUCGUCAUGUCAGUGCCCGGGUUUCGUCCUCGUUUCCUCUUAAAACCGACGAUCUUGAAACGGUCUAGAUUUGGCCCGCUAACUGAACUAAAUCAAUGUAGUUGUCUAUCGCAAUGGCUAGUGGUGGUUACUACCGAAAGCUAAUACACGCUCAUUCUAACAUCGUUGAAAAGAAUGUAAUACAGUUUAGGUGGACAGGUGGAUUUGCCUAUGUUGCUGAAGACUUUCGUUCCAUCCAGUUUAAAUGGAAAGCAAGCCCUUUCUAGCUUUCCAAAUACAGCCAUAUGAAUUUUAUUACGACGCAAGCAUCGAGGAACUUUAAAGGUCUCCUUCCUGGAGGGGUGUUAUUGAAGAGCAUAAAUAAAAGUCGUCAGCCACCAUCAGUUCAACAUUAAAUGAAUUGUGAUUAUCAGUGAGCAAGAACCAUUUUUAAAAAAGAAUCGAGAUGGAAGAACAAACUACAGAUUUGGAAGUGACAGUCAAAACCUUAGACUCUCAGAGUCGAACCUACACAGUUGGAGCUCAGCUCACGGUGAAAGAUUUCAAGGAGCACAUUGCACAGUCAGUGGGCAUCCCGGUGGACAAACAGAGACUGAUCUACCAGGGUAGAGUCUUACAGGAUGAAAGGACUCUGGCAGACUAUAAUGUAGGGGGCAAGGUGAUUCACUUGGUUGAGAGGGCUCCUCCUCCACCAUCUCAGCCUGGGUCAGGGUCAGGUGGUGGUGCAGCUGACAGCAGCUCCUCAUCAUCCGCACAAGGGACUUCACAAAUGCCUCCACAUGAUCGUAAUGCCAACAGCUACGUUAUGCUUGGCACUUUCAACCUUCCUGUCAACACCAUGGACCCUCAACAGAUACAGAUGUCUGUUCAGCAAAUGGUGUCGAACAUGGGAGAUAACGCCAGGAACGCCAGAGUCACAACAAGCACUGGAAGCAAUGGUUCUGUGAGCGUCCACAUCGACAUGGAUCAACCUGUGCAAAGUGAGCCUCGACUGAGACUUGUGCUGGCUGAAAACAUGCUUAGAGACAUUAACAAUGUUGUCGCACGAAUGGAGAACCGGAUGGCUGAUGCGUCGUCCCAAACCGAUACUUCGUCCACGGCUGCCCCGCCUCAUCCAUCAACGUCAUCCAACACAUCGACUCCUUCCCCCUCAGCUCAGCCCAUGGACACCUCUCCACCUCCGUCGACUCCCCCGCCUCCUCCUACCUCCUCAUCUCCUUCUGAGGGACCAACACCUCAGCCUGGGCCCACUCACCCAAGUCCUGCUGAGUUGGCAGACAUGUUGACGGAGUUACGAAGAGUAGAAGAGAGACUUCAGCCUUUCAUCCAGAGGGCGCACACCAUCCUCGAGACGGCCGCCACGGCAGAGUACAAUAAUAACGUGGAGAGAGAUGAGGAUCAGCGCACCCUUGUCCUUACGUGGGAAUGUCUUCGUCUCCUGGGCAACGCCCUUGUGGCCAUCAGCGAUCUGCGACUGAACCUGAUGAGUCCUGUGCCGCGUCAUCUGCACGUGGUCCGGCUGUUCUCACAUUACACCAACCCUGUGACCAUGCCUGCAGCGCUGCACCAUCACAUCCCAGUGCAAAUGAACCUGGGUGCCACAGUGACUGUCUCUGGUAAUGGUGCUGAGGGACAAGCCCAGCCAACCCAGCCAGCUGGCCAGCAAGAGCAGACAGGUCAGGGACAGACCUCACCCCCACAGACCUCUCCUACCAGUCAGCAGGCUGGACAGGGCCCGGCUGGCCGCCGGGUCAUCAGGAUCAGCCUUGAGGCUGUCCCGGUGGUCAUGAUGCUGCAGACGAACGCGGCCGUGGCACGACGCGGCUCCGGUCCAAAUCUGUCGGGAGCUGGCCAGCAAAUGCCAGGACAACCCGGGGCCCUCCCGUCCGACUUCAUGCGAAAUCUCAUGCAGCAGAUAAGCCAGUACGCCUCCUCUGUAGCCACAAGUGCCGCAACUGCUGCAGCCACGGGCCAAGCAGUCCCACCUCAGCCCACCCCUGGCUACAACUCAACCGCAAACUCAUCAACUACCACCACAGGUCCCAAUACUCCGACCACCACCCCCACUGCACCCCCACCCCCUCCUCACACAGGGCCUCAGGCCAGAGUGGUUUUCACCAGACCGCCGUUUGCAGCCAACAUGCAUCCCCCGAUCUUUGGGGCCCGAGGCCCCACCAUCAAUGUGAGGACCACUAUGCCCGGACAACAGCCCGGACAGCCUUUCCACCCUGCUGCUCUGAAUCAGAUGAUUAGUGGACUAGUUGGGCAACUUUUGCUGCCAGGACAAAUGGGUGGUCCAACUGUCACAACGUCCUCGUCAACAUCCACCUCCUCCUCCUCCAGCUUCAACACUUCAACUUCAUCCUCCUUUUCAUUCAGCGCCUCUGCUCCUCCAACCCAGCCUCCUGCAGCGAACGGUGCCAAUGCACAAAGUGCAGAGGGCAGCGGCGGCGAGCCUCAAGCACCGGAGAUCCAUCCUGACCUCAGCCAGCUCCUCGGGUCGCUCCUUGGCGUGGCAGGUGGGGCGGUUCCCGGUGCGGCACCGUCGAUCACCGUCACUACCUCUGGUGUACCGGUCUUUAUGCAGGGCGUGAGCGACUUCAUGCAGCAGGCUUCCCAGCCCAUAUUCGCCGCUCCCCCUCCUCCAGCUGGUACCACUCCAGCGCCAGGAAUGGCUCCCAACCCAACACCAAACCCUGCAGGCGCAGCUGAAGCCCUCAACCCUGAGCUGUUCACCGGCAUCGUCCGUGGCGUUCUAAGCUCGAUGAUGGGAUCCCUGGGUCAGGCCCAGAACGACACAGAAAGCAUCGCUCAGUUCAUGCAGAGGCUGUCUCAGGCCACCAACCUGUUCAUUAGCCCAGAGGACCCGACAGGGUUCUUUGGAGAGCUGCUGAUGUUGGUUUGUCAGACGUUCACCAUGUCAGACCUGGUGAUGCUGCUUCACGGCCAGCACCAGCCUUUGACUCGCAUCCAGCCCCAACUGUCCCAGUUCUUCACCCAGAACUACCUCAGUGGCAGAGAGCCCACGGACCAGAACAUCACUGCUGCUGCAGAAACACUGGUCAAUGAACUGGAGGAGUACAUCACAGAGAGCUUUAGGGAGUCCGCCGUCACAGUCCUGGAUGGUGUGGACGUCACUCAGACCAACAUGUCUUUCUUCCGACAGCAGCUGAGCCUCAUCGCCACACACAUCCUCCGCUGCUCUGACGAGACGUUUGGGCCACGAUUGCUGCAGAUGUGUAACCAGGCUCUGUUCGAAUGCCUGGCCCUGAACCUCCACUGUCUGAGAGGCGACCAGAGAGCCCUGACCUCCGUCAUCAACCACAGAAUACGAAGAAUGUCAAGCGACAUCAGCCCGAGUCUGGUCAACUGGAUGACCAGCAUGAUGACGAUGAGGCUGCAGUUCAUCCUGGAGCACAUCCCCAUCACGCAGGAGCAGAUCCAGAGAUACAUUGUUUAUACACAGAGAGAUCAGCCUUCUGCAACAGGUGCGCAAGAGCCCGAGCGAGCACCGGCGUCUACGAUCGGCGACACACUUUCACCGGCGGCUGCCACUACAGCGGAGGAGGCCAUGUCGGUAUCACAUGACACGCGGCCGUCGCCCCGGGAACCCAGAGUGUUCCCUGCAGAGCUCGGUGCAUCUGCAGCAGCUGCACCACUAGGUGGCGACAGAUCAGUGGCAGGAGCUGAAGGAAUGACCCAGGAGUCUGCGGGCGAGUCAGAGUCGUGGGCAGCUGCUGUUCCUGCUGAGUGGGUUCCCAUCAUCAGGUGUGACAUGAUCACCCAGAGGAAGGUGAAGGCUCAGCCUCCGCUCUCUGAUGCUUACUUACACGGCAUGCCGGCCAAACGCAGGAAGACGGGACAGGGGGCUGGAAGUCUGCUGUCGCUCUCUGACGCGGUGAGUCAGGCGGCCAGGACGGCAGGAGUCAAGCCUAUGACCUCUGGGGAGAGGCUGCAGGACGAGCUGGAAACAGAGGAGCUGAAAGAAGCUUAUGCCGAGCAGGUGAAAACGGACAUCAAAAAACGAGUGCGGGACGAUGCAGAUUUUAAUUCAGAGCAGUUUCCAAACGCACACAGAGCGUUCUCCUCAGACUCAUAAGGUCGACGGAGUAUAAACAUGCAAUGUACGAGUCUUGGUCUGUAGAUUUGUAAUGUUUAUAAAAAAUGAUUUCAUCUGCAACCUUUCUUCAUAACUCUUUCCAAAACCUAAUGACAUCCCCGCCCCCGUGCCUAUUUAUUCAGCUUUUUUUUUUGUUCCCCUCCCACUUCAGUCUCUGCAGAGAUGCUUCCAUUUGAAGGUGUAAAACUCCAUUAUAAACGGUCACCGUCUGUCACUCUGCUUCAUAUGUUUCACGUCCUCUAGAUGUUUAUUAAUAUCGAGGGUCGGCCUUCGACUCCCCGUCAGUUCCCAAAUGUGAGUCUGUUUCACGCGACAAGCUGCUGUUUCUUACAUGAAUGUACAGUUAAAGCUAAAUAAAAACUGAUUUGAGACCA